AUGAUUGAGCUUGGCCUUGCUCGGGUCUUCCGCCUUCUGGCACGCACGCCUUUGCCAUGGCGGGCAUUACAUGUUGCUGGAACCAAUGGAAAAGGAUCAAUAUGCGCCUACAUAUCUGCCAUGCUUACGGCGUACAAUGCUUCACAACUACGGACUGAAUCUGGCAAACCACCUAUUAAGCAUGGACGCUUCACAUCACCACAUCUGAUUGAUCGCUGGGACUGCAUCACCAUCGACGAGAAGACCAUCUCCGAAGUCAUCUUCAGACAAGUCGAAGCAAAGGUCUUGGCUCGCAACAUCUCGGAGAACAUCCAAGCAACAGAAUUUGAGUUACUCACUGCGACUGCCUUCGAGAUCUUCACCCUCGAGAAUGUCGAUAUCGGAGUCAUUGAAGUUGGUAUGGGAGGUCGUCUCGACUCGACCAAUAUCCUAGGUCAAACCUCUGAAUUCGACGAGCUGGAACCAAACCAGCAAAACAGACCCAAGCCUCUAGUCACAGCCAUAUCAACCAUCGCCCUGGACCACCAAGGCUUCCUCGGAAACACCCUUCAAGAGAUUGCCACGCAAAAAGCUGGUAUCAUGAAGUCAGGAGUACCUGUAGUGCUAGCCAUGAACAACGAAGCCGUAACCAACCACAUUCUCAACCUCGCCUCCAAAGCCGGCGUAACACAAAUCCUCCAUUCAAAAGAUACAGCAGGCUUCGACGUUACACGCGCGUCAAGCAAAACCAACGCAGCACAUGCCCGCCAACAAAAUGGUGCUAUGGCAUUCACAAUCACCUGGUUGGCGCUGAAGCAAUUAAAUCGUCUGCCUGCUCCUCCUACCACGCAAGCCGCUUGUGGUUCUUCAACUCUGCGUAAUGAAAUACGCACUUCGUCGCUCUCUUCUCUUGCUGCUGCAUUACGUGCAGUACCGGAGAAAGUCGUUUGGCCUGGUCGUUUGCAAGAUAUCAACUUGGCGCCUCUUACAAGCUAUACACCUACCGCUCUGCUUGAUGGCGCUCAUAAUGCAGAAUCAGCGACUGUGCUAGCAAAUACUGUACGGACCCGUGCUGGAUCUCGUCCAGUGGUCUGGGUCCUCGCUGCCUCGAAAGGAAAAGAUUUGGCCGGCAUGUUUGAACUGCUACUUGCCGGAAGACCUGACGACGGCGUUGUGGCGACCGAAUUCGGAGCCGUGGACGGUAUGCCUUGGAUCACAGCAACAUCGGCCGAAGAUGUCAAGGCUGCCGCUGCGGGCGUUCUGAGCCAAGACAAUGUGAUGGUUGAGAAGGAUAUCACAGCUGCUCUGAAGAAGGCAUCCAGAUUAGCAGAGGAGAAGGACGCUUUGCUAGUCAUUGCAGGAAGUCUGUAUCUGGUGGGCGAUGUUCUACGUUUAGUACGCAGUGCAGGUGGCAAGAUCGAUUGA
Messenger RNA from Aureobasidium pullulans EXF-150, 1404 nucleotides. RefSeq names its product FolC bifunctional protein. Bases 1 to 1404 code for a protein of 467 amino acids. NCBI's taxonomy places the organism in Eukaryota, Fungi, Ascomycota, Dothideomycetes, Dothideales, Saccotheciaceae. Gene Ontology annotation, biological process: folic acid-containing compound biosynthetic process. Gene Ontology annotation, molecular function: ATP binding; dihydrofolate synthase activity; tetrahydrofolylpolyglutamate synthase activity. The record is from RefSeq and is a predicted model, not a curated record. Gene Ontology annotation, cellular component: cytoplasm; mitochondrion; cytosol. The transcript has a single exon.